This is a messenger RNA of Effrenium voratum, 9488 nucleotides long. The record is from the annotation of a GenBank genome assembly. Lineage: Eukaryota; Dinophyceae; Suessiales; Symbiodiniaceae.
AGCCGCUUUGCUGGCUCAGUCUGGCAAAGCCGCGUUGGGCAACAGGCGGCCUGCAGGCGGCAUGCAGGCUGGAUUUGGCCUGAAGAUCUCGCCCAGCGCAGUCCUCAAGAACUUGCUGCAGCACUACCCCAGCGGCGGCCAAUUCAUCUUCGAGGCCCUGCAGAAUGCGGAGGAUACGGAUCGGGCGACUUAUUUCGGUGCACUCCUGGACCUCACCACGCAUCCGGCGACACAGAUCCGACCGGGUGUGUGGCGAAAGCGUCUUCAAGGCCCUGCCAUUGUCUUCUACGACAACGGCGGCUUUCAAGACAGAGACUGGCAAAGCUUGCAGCGGAUCUACGACAGCGUGAAGAAGCAUUGCCCCAGCGAAGUGGGCAAGUACGGCAUGGGCUCCAGGAGCUUUUUUCACAUCGGGGACAUCAUCCAGAUCGUGUCGGGCAGCAAGUAUGCCAUCCUUGAUCCAGACGAACGACUCUCCAGCGAUGGCCAGUACGGAGAGAUGCUGGACUUUCUGGACGACGACUUCGACGGCCUGUCCUUCCACGACGCCUUCCCCGACGAGACGCGGCCAUUCGAAGACCUCUUCGGGUGUACCAUGCAGGAGCCUCUGGCGGGGACCAUCAUCCGGGUGCCUCUGAGGGCGCAGCAGUGGGCCGCGGAGUCGAGUUUCAUGCCCUCGGCCUUCACACCGCAGCGGGCCAGGAAGAUUUUUCAGGACUUUCAGAAGGCUUUGGGCGGCCCCAUGCCGCUCUUCCUGUCCCGCGUGGCCCAUCUCGAGCUCUUCCUCCGCGAAGCGCCGCGAUCGCUGGCGCGCCUGGCGAGCCUCGAGCUGACGCGCGGGGGGGAAGUGGCGAAAGGAAGGCCCUGCGCGGAGCUGGUGAAGGUGAAGGAGUUCUUGAAAAAGUUCGAGACCGCUGAGCAGCUUCAGGAACAGCUAUUGCAAGGAAGGCGAUCGCCUGAAGUGAUGGAGGUGGUGCAGAUGGAGCAGGGUGGAAGCACGAAGUCUUCCAGCCGCUGGCUGCGCUUCGGCCGCUUCUUCAACCUGGAGGUGCUCAAUGCGCUGCCGGAGGAGGUGCCCUUUGUGUGCCUGGCUCUGCCGCUGGACGCGCCUUGCGAUGGCCUGGUCUUUUCCCACUUACCGCUCUCCGUGAAGACAGGACUGCCGGUGCAUGUGCACGCGGGCUUCGCGCUGCAAGACAACCGCCGCGGCAUUUGGCGGCACGCGGAGGACCUGGACGGCAACCACCGGACCUGGGUCGACUGGAAUGAGCACAUCAUCGGGGAGGUGGUUCCCCAAGUGUACGCUGACGCCUUGACGCACCUGGCGGAAAGCUCGCUGGCGGACGCCUUCAGCUUGUGGCCUCGCCUGGAGGCGGAGAAGGACUUUCAGGUGGUGAACGAGCAGCUGGUGGCCUUGCUUCGCAGCCGCCCCGUGCUGCGCAGCGCGCACUUCUCCACCCCCACGGCGCCAGAGGACGCGGAGGUGCUCCUGACCCCCACGGGGCCCUUGAAGCAGCUCAGGGCCGAGCUGCACAGCCUCUGCGAGAGAGCUGGCAGGAGGAAGGUGGUAGAUCCACCGGAGCACGUGGUCAAGCUGCUGAUGCACUAUGAAGCCAUCAGCACCUUUGACUGCCUCGACGCAAUGCACGACGUACUCACCAGGUACGGCUCCUUGUCUAGCUACUUUGCCAAGGACCUUCCGCAGGCGCUCCUGCUUCGGAUCUUGCUCGCGGUGCUGCACUGGGCUGGCAAGACCUUCAACCACGACCAGCUGCAGGAGCUGGCUGGGCUGGUGCAGGGUGUGGCCUGGCUGCCCACCACCUCCGGGCACGUGACGAUCGAGCAGGCCUUCGAUCCGAAGGCCGACCUUCCAGCUUUGCACGUAGUUCGCCAAGGUCGGCCGGAGAUCCCUUCGGAGGCCAUGAAGCCCUUUGGAAACGAAGCUGGGUUCAUUUGGCAAGCCUUACGGUCCUGCGGCCUGAAGCAGCAGAUCACUUGGGAGGACGCGGUGGAAGAAGCGAAGCUCAUUGAGAGGGAGAGCAAUCAGCGGCUUUCUGAGCUUCUCUUCGCCCACCUCGAGAAGGCGCACCAAACGAUGGGCGCGGCGCCCUCCAGCGCUCUGGCGGCGCUGAGGCAGCGGAAGUGGGUCUUGGCCCGGCGCCCCGUGGAGGCGCAGCAUGCGCAGCACGCGGAGCCGGAGGCCCAGGCGGCGAGGAUGCUCCACUCGCUCUCGGAGCUCUUCCCGGCUUCCCAGUUCCACUUGGUUUGGGCCGUCGCCCCCACCGUCCACCCGGACCUGGGGACCGCGGCACUGUUGGUGCCCGGCAAGUCAGUGGGGAAGGCACCGGAGAUCUUGGUGUCGCAAUUGGACGCCUGCGCCCGGGCAGCGCCGUAUCUUUCUUCCAAAGGGCUGUCGCAUCCCCGUCUUGCCUUGGGGCGUUGCCUGAAGUCCAUCCUUGCGGUCUUUGAGGAAAUCUUCCGCAGCCACCGCGCCAAAGCGACCCAGCUGCUGCGCUGCCUCUCCGUGGCCUACCUGCCCUGCCUCGCCGACAGCGCCGGCAGCGCCGGCGCCGCCGGCACGGGCGCCGCGCUCUUCGAGCCGCGCAGCACGGCCCUGCGGUCCGCGCAGUCCCACGUGGCCCUGAGCCCGGCACUGGGGAUUCUCUACAACCAGGAGUCCGUGCGAGGCAUUGGCGUGGCAAUGGGCGUGCCUGAGUGGCCCGCAGUGGAGGUCCUCAAGGAGGCCAUCCCGAGCUUCCGGCCACAGGCGGUGGCGUUGUGCGCAGAGCUCGCCGCCGGCUUGGAGCGGCUCAAGCCCAAGGAGCGGCCCGCGGCGCGGAAGGGCUUGAAGGUGCCAACCAAUUCCGGGAAGUUGUUGCGCGUGGAGGACGUGUACAUCAACGACGCGCCCUGGUCCAAGGGCAAGGUGGAAACCCUGGACGAGAAGAUCUCGAGCAAAGACGCGAGGCUUUUGGGUUGCACAUCGGUCCGCGACCAGCUGGCCAAGCAGUGUGAGGACGCGAAUGACGAGGACGCCUUCGGACAGGAGGCAGACUUGGUUGAUCAGAUUGCCCUGCUGCUGAAGGACUAUAGCGGCCGGAGCGACGUGGUGGCCGAGUUCGUUCAAAACACCGACGACUUUGGUGCUUCGGAGCUGAAGUUCGUUCUGUCGAAGGAACGGCAUGUGAAGGACCGGGUGGUGGACAAGCGCUGCGAAAACCUGCAGGGGCCUGCGCUGUACAUCUGCUCCAACAAACCUCUCGGGGAGGAGGACAUUUUGCGGAUGCAGAAGGUCGGUGGCUCCGCCAAGCAAUUCGAGUUCGCCUCGACUGGGCGCUUUGGUGUGGGCCUGAACGUCAUGUACAGGUACAGUGAAUGCCCGCAGCUCUGCGCCAACGGCCGGCUCCACUUCUUCGACGUGUCUCGGAGCUUCGUAGCGCGUGAGGGCCAGCGGCGGGGCAAGCAGUACGACCUCCGCCAGCUGCAAGAGAACUUUCCAGACAGCCUCGCGCCAUUCGAGGCAUUUCGCAAGAAGUAUCCGGUGGUGUUCCGCCUUCCCCUCCGGACGCAGCGAUCCAAGCUGGGUGAAGCGGUGACGCCGGAGGAGGUGCAAAGGGACCUGCAGCAGGUGGCGGAAGAGGCGAGCUCAAUGCUCUUGUUCGCCAAGUGGCUUCGUAGCAUCCGCCUGGAGACCUCCGGCGCCGGCACCGGCUUGAUCUGCCAGCAUACGGUAUCCAUGGACCAAGCGCAGGAGAAGGCACACCAGGAGUUCUUCAACUCCUUACCCACCACGGUGCAACAGGUGUCGAAGCUUCAGAAGGACAUGACCGUGUGCGUGUGGAAGCGCAUCGCUUCAAGCCUUGCCACAAAGCAGAGCACUGUGCGUGCUUGGGUUGUCGUGUACAACCUGGCCUUGUCGUCGGAGCCGCUGCGGACGCUGUGUCGGAGCCUCUUCGACAAGGCGCUGGGUGGUGCGCUGCUUCCCUUGGCCGCCGCUGCGGCGCCUGAGGACCUCAGCGGCGACGGCCGGGUCUGCUGUGGCCUUCCUACGCCUAUGGCGAGUGGAGCCACUUCUUGGAUUAGCGGCACCUUCAUCUUGUCUUCCUCCAGAAAGGUGAUACCGUUGACCGCCGGAGCAGACAGCCCUGACCACAUUGCCUGGAACCUGGAGAUGCUGAAAGGCCCCGCAGCACAGAGCCUGAAGACGGUAAUGCUGGAAUGCCGAUCCAAGGUGAAGCGAGCUCAGGAUGUGGACAAGUUCUUCCACCUGCUGUCGCUGGGCAAGAGCAAAGGCGUAUUGGAAAGCACGCUGGCAAAGGCGACCUUCUCAGCCGCGCUGAGUGAUGCCAUAUUCCCGGUGGUGUCAUCUGGCGGCAGAUCUGGCGCCAGUGUGGAGUGGGUGAAGGGGCCUUCCCCACUGCUGCGCACAGCAUGUUUGCCAGAGGACGUGCAAGAUGCCUUGGCCUUUGAUGGCUUGGAGCUGGCGACCUUGCCCCCCGUACCCAGGGAGAUUUACGAAGCGUGCCUCAACGAUCCGGCCAGAGAGUUGACGGCUCAGGAGCUGUGCGAGUUCUUGGCCUCGUCUUGGGCCGCGAUCCGCGCCAAGAUCUUCCAGAGCGUGGAGCUCAGGGAGGCUGGAAUGGUAGUCUUGUCCAAAGACACCUGGGUGACGAGCCUCCUGAAGUUUGCCAUGAUCUCGGACUGGCAUUGCCGGCUGCAGAAUCGUGCGGUCUAUCCUGUGCACGCCUGCGAGCACUUGGAGGGAGUGCCUCUUCUUCGCACGGCGGACGGGAAGUUGUGCGCCUUCGGCAGCAGCAACCUCAGGUUCAAUACGGACCAGCAGCUCUUGCCCACGCACAAAAGCCUUUUCCUCCACAAGGACACCAUGGAGGCCCUGCAGUGCAUCGACCUGACCAAAGCGAAAAUUCCUGUGCGAGUGGAAGCGCCCGGAGUCCGCGGACUCGAGCUGGAUGACCUGGUGCCGUACCGGAAGGAGCUGGAAGCCAUGGCCGUGCUCCAGCCGGACGUGGGCAAGAACGGGCGCCUGAAGCACCUGUGGUGCUUCAUUGCGAAGCAGGGAAAAAUCCCGACGCAGCCGCUCAGAAUCCCGACGCAGUUGAAGGGGUGGAAGCUACUUCCGGUCCAUGGCACAGGAGAAGAAGCUCUGGUCGUGUCGUUGGACUUCGUGUGGCAGACGGUGGCCGAGGCAGAUGCCAAGAUCCGAACGGCUUUGCUUGAGGCUGGAGUCUACUUGCUACAAAGCAAUGUGGGCGCGCCCGCAUGGCGCUUGCUUUCCGCGCAGGUCGCUAGCGAAGCUGAGCAUGUGGUCCGGCUGCUGGUGGGGCUCAGCGAGAACGACGGCCUGUCUCACCUCUCCGCCAAGUCCCGGCACAGUUUGCUGGCCUCCUUCUUCCCUCUUACAGUGCAGAGCCAGUGCUUGAACGAAAUUCGACGCCUGCCAUUCUUCAAGAAGGCCCAGGACGGCUUUACCAGCCUGUCAGAGACGCGGUACUGUUGCCUGGAUCCCGGGCACUCGCGCGCCGGAGCGCUGGAGAGACUGCGGCCCGCGAGCGCUGUGCUUUUGGCAUGGCCCACGGGGGAGCUGAAGCCGAUUUAUGAACACCUGGACGUGCGCCUCUGCAACGGGGAGAUGUUCAUGCUGGAGUUCAUCCUGCCGUGCUUACCCCAGGCCUGCCUUCGAGGCGCUUCGGCCAAGCCGUAUCUGGACCAGCUGCAGGACUUUGUGAUUGUCGACAAGUCCUUGAACGUCACGGCGGCUGCCAGAGAACUCGCCUUCGUACCGUGCAGGGCCGGACUGGUGCAUAGGCCAGAGGAGCUGCUUGACCCGGAGCUGGAAGUGACCCAACGCUUCGCGGCGUGCUUGGGCAACUUCAUGCCCGUGGAGUGGAUGAAUCUAUACUGCGCCCUUCUGAAGCGCCUGGGUUUGCAGAGCACGGUUCCACCAGCGGUCCUGCUGAAAUGUGCAAAGCACCUGGACUCUCACAAGGAGCGCUCGGUGUCCGAGGGCAUUCCGGAGAUGUCCUUCUGCUUGGUGGAAGCCUGGGCUCAUGCUUGGCUUUUGCACGCCGGCGCUAGCGUCCCGGCUCUCAAGGAAGUAGCCGAGCAUCACAUCUUUGUGACCAUGAGCUGGACACAAGAGCAAGUCAAGGAGGAGGUGAAGCGUAUGGCGUCCCAGCGCAAGGGCGACGGAAAGGAGGGGGCUCUGAGGCUGCGGCCGCUCCGAAACACCGCCUUCGGCAAGGCUGGAAGUCUGGUGUGGAGCUUGCGCCCGGUGGCGCACCAGGCGGCGAAGGCGUCGACGCAGCUGGAACUGCUGCUGGAGCACCACAAGUCUGAACUCGGAAAGCUGGGCGCUCUGGUGGAUGGCCAGGUUCCUUUCGAUCUGCUGUUGGCACACGUGCGCAACCUCUGCUCCUUUCUGCAGCCAGAGAAAGAGGAGCUGGCAGUCGAGAAGCAGAGUCUUUUCUACAAGCAGCUCAAGACCUGCCUCCAAGCCGCCUCGCGGGCUUUCAGCGCCGCUUCCGAUGUCGCCGGCAUGGGGCGGGUGCGCUGCGUCCCGGUGAAGGUGGCGGAUGCAGCAGACAAGCCGCAGCAAGAGAUGGUGUUCCUCGCAACUCCCAGGCGGAGCUUCUUUGAGGGGGACGCUUUCCAUGCCAAAGACUUCCAUGGCCACCUGCGAGCCGUGGAUGUGCCUGACAACUUCAAAGCAGAGUUCCUGGCGGCGCUGGGGGUGCGCCAUGCGCCGGAGGCCCAAGACCUUGCGGAGGUCACCGCUCGCGUGGCGCAGGAGGUUGCGAGCCUAAACGACUGCGUGGUCCAGCACCAGGUCUGGGUGCUCCAGGUGUGUCUGAAGGGUGCGUACGAGCUGAGCCAGAAAAAAGCGGAGCAGCUCGCGAACUUUCAUAUGCUGGACAGCGAGGGCAAGGUGGCGCCAGUUUCGGAGCUCGUGUGGCUGGACGUCGAGUCCUGGCGUGACCGGCUCAGCAGCGAGGAGCUCCGCUUCUGCGAUGACGAGCCAGCAGGCCAUAUUCUCGAGUUCCUGUCGCAGUUGGCUGGUCUGACCCGCGUCUCCGAUCUCGUCAAGGAGAUGACCAACGCUGAGCGACAACCAGUGCGGAAGGACAGCGUGCAGGACUCCAUACGAAAGAUGAUGUUGCACCCUGCCUUCGCAGAGGCCGCGGAGGUCCUCCUCCGCGAGAAGUGGCCGGUGAGCUGCCUGGAGCCCCAGCUGGCCGCGCAGAGCUUCGUCGCCGCGCCGGAGCUCGAGACGACGCUCUGGCGAGGAGACCGCCAGGUGGAAGGCUCUCAGAAGAAGAAGUGCGUCUUCUUUGGGGCGGGGGUCUGGAUGAUCAGCGAUGCCGCCUUCAACAACCAGGAGCAGGCCGUCGAGGAGUUGCUGGAGGCCUUCUGGCGGCUUCUCUUCCCCGCAUCACCCAGAGAGAUGAAGAAGCUGGAGCUGGACGCUCGCCUACGCGAGCUUUUCAAGCUGGCUUUCACCCAGGGCCCCGCCGGCAUUCCCGAGCUCUUGCGGCUGAAGAAUGUCGACAGCUCAUUGGUGCGGAGCAAGUUCUUCAUGGUCGGGGAUGAUGUUCCUCAAUCCCUCUUCGACCAAUUGGUCUACAACAUGCGGGUCAUCUUCGAGGUUGGUGAGUACAUUGUGGCAGAGGUGGAGGAUAGGAAGGUGGUCGGGGUGGUGCAGGCUUGGGAUCUCAGUGACGCCAGGGCCGGCCUGGCGCGGCAGUACAAGGUGCAGGUUUCUGCGGAUGGCCCGUGUCACAUCCUUUGCCACACGCAGCUCUACAAAAUUGCAGGAUCCAACAUUGCGCCGGCCUUGCCCUUGCCAGCGUAUCAGCUGGUGGCGUUCACAAACCCAUCGGAGGCGCAAGAGACGCUGGGAGCAGUCGAGCCGAAUCAGCGGGAGCAGCUGGAGGAGGUGAAGGGGCUCCUCAGGGAGAUGGCCGAACUGCAGGAGGCAGACUACAAAAGGGCGCUGAAAAGGCUCUACCUGCAAUGGCACCCGGACAAAUCAGGCAACACACCCUUCAACAACAUGAUUUUUCGGAUGAUCCGUCGGCACUGCGACUGGUAUCUCGCUGGAAAGCGUGGCAGCGAUGGCUGGCUCGACGAGUACACGAUGAGUGACUCUGGCAGCCGUGAACCCGAACGCGCGCAAAGGGAGCCGCAAGAGCCACAGGAGCCACAGGCCCAAGACUUCCCGCGGGCGGCGCGUUUCCCAUCGCAGCAGGAGUCCUGGUUCGAGGAGUUCGAGCGGGAGCGUCAUGCCGCCUCGCGCCCCAAAAGCACGCGAGGAGGCGGACUUGGCCGCGCGCCCAGCGUUAUCCGCGUGGACUUUGUUCCGCAGACUGCCGCAUGGACGCCGCCAAGGACUGUGGAUGAGGAGGAAGCCGAGAUUUGGUUGCUGCAGGCAGAGUUCGAUUUCAAGGCCAUGAAGAAGUUGGCCUGUCCGGAGGGAGACGCCUUACCGGCGCACGCGGUCUGGAUGGCUUGCCAAGUGGUGGAGAAGGCGCUGAAGUCCGCGAUGCUGCGAACCUGCGGUGUGGCACAGGAGGAGUUCACUGGCAAGGACUCCCAUGACCUCCCCGCCCUCUACAAGCGCCUGAGGGCGGCAAGUGCGGAGACAGAGCCACAGAUGCAGGCGCAGCAGCAGUUGCCCGGCACACAGCAGGACAUGGCCUGGCUCAAGGAGGCCUACCUGGCCGCGAGGUAUCCCAAUGCCUGCGGCAAAAGGGCCGUGCCGGCCCUCGCAUACAGCGAGGCGGACGCGGCCCGCGCGGAAGCUCUGGCGCGGGCCUACGUGGCCUGGGCCAAGGGCCUGGAAGAUUUGCCCGAGCCGGGCGCGAAGCGCUGCAGGACCGCGGAAGCCUGGCAGGAGGUGGAGAUUUCGCCGGCCGCCCCGCCCGCCGCGGGCCCCCAGGCCGACGUUCCAAAUGCGAGCCCCGACGCCACGCCCAAGCGCCGGCGCCUGGGGCACUCGCCGCCGCUGACGCCGCACGCCGGGCCCCUGCCGUCCGCGCCGAAGCCGCCCCCCUUGGCCACCAGACGCCUGCAGCAGAUCGAGACCGAUGCCAAGCCGCUGACAGAAGGAUGAGGAGCCCCAAGCUUCCCACACGUUUGCUGCGCAGUUCAGCGCAUGUUUAAUCCGCAUUUGAGGCGCUUUGGCCUCUUGACUUUUAAUGCUAGCUCGCACUGGCGAGACAGAGCCAGUGCGAGCUAUCAGACCACGACCCAGUGUGGCUUUUCAAUACUAUAGCUACCUGUGCACCGACUUACUUGGAACCUGCCUGACAGGCUUGAUCACCGGCCGGGGGGGCACGCAUUGCUUUGCCUGUGGCGAGGUCGUUGCAAAGGUGCUGGCGAGCUCGCCAUGAUGGUCCCUUACUAUCCCUCGCUUGAGAAAGCCAAUUCUGCUUUCACUUGCAGCGAAUGAGGGAACGACCCCCACAGAC